Messenger RNA from Leptopilina heterotoma, 1773 nucleotides. RefSeq lists its product as uncharacterized. The record is from RefSeq and is a predicted model, not a curated record. Lineage: Eukaryota; Metazoa; Arthropoda; Insecta; Hymenoptera; Figitidae. The coding region runs from base 1 to 1773 and encodes 590 amino acids. The transcript has 3 exons.
AUGGAUCCACAAAUAUUUUGUCAAAUCUUAAAAUUGCAGGCUGAUUUAGUUGCCAGCAAAUGGCUUAGUCAACCCGAUUUAACAAGAACGCGAGCAUUUGAGUUUAUAGAUGAUAUGACAAGCAUUUUACAACAAAAAUCGGUUACAAAUUUAAUUCAUAUAGUUCUCUUAAGAUUAUCUCAAUUAGGAGAGAAUUCACAAAAUCUUCAUGCAUUUCAACGAAUGUUUAACGAUUUUCAAAACGUAUUUGCUCAUAUCGAUACAGAGCAUAAAUGUUUAGUUCAUUUUGAAAAAAAUUUAGGAACCUACUUUCCACCUGUAGAAGUUAUUAUCAACAAGGAAGAUUUCUAUAAUAAUCAAGCAAAUAUUUCCGAUCCCGAAAAUGAGAAGGUUUCUUUCCAAUUUUUCCCUAUUCGUGAAACUAUUAAAAAAUUUUUAGAAAUUCCAGGAGUACUUAAAAGUACAUUAUCUUAUCUUGCUGAUCUGGAAAAUGAUGACUCUAUAUUGUUUAAUUUUGUACAAGGUGAACGUUGGAAAAUUAUAAAACGUGAUUAUGAGAAUCGGAUUGUUCUUCCCUUAUUUCUUUACUGGGACGAAUAUGAAACUAACAAUCCACUAGGUAGCCAUAAGGGAAUAGGACAAAUUGGUGCCGUUUAUGUCGUUAUUGCCUGUUUACAUCCUCAGCUACAAUCAAAGGUAGAAAACAUUUUUAUCUUGACAUUGUUCAGAUCUAUUGACUUGGAAAAAGUCCCUCUUCGUAUGUUUUUUACAAAGGGUGUAAAUGAACUGAAUUUUUUGGCAACUUCAGGAAUACCUGUUUCCACUCCAGAUGGUUUCACGGCUAACUACCCAUGCCGAUUUUGUCACGUGAAGAGUUCAGAAAUGAGCACAAUUUUAAAGGAAUCGCAGUGUAAACUUAGAGACGAAACAUCAUACCAAUCUGAUCUGCUUGCAGAUGAUCUUAAAAAAACAGGUGUCGCAAGACAAUCAGCUAUAUCUGAUUUAAAAUCUGGUUCUACCUUGGAACUAAUAGGCGUUGACCCUGCGCAUGAUAUUUUUGAAGGUAUAGUUGAAUAUGAUACUGGAUUAAUUCUUCACCAGUUCAUUGAAAUUGAUGAUUUCUUUACACUAACAGAACUUAAUUCUAGAGUUCAAAAUUUUGAUUACGGGCCAAAUGAAACGAAUAAGCCACGUCCGAUAAAAUUGAACCAGAUAAAAAACAAGCACAUAAAAAUGUCGGCUAGUGAAGCAUUCUGCUUUAUUCGAAAUCUUGGUUUACUGAUUGGAGAUUUAGUACCACGUGCUAAUGAACACUGGGAUCUUUUUAUUACUUUAAGAGAAAUAAUAGAUAUUGUCGUCUCACCAAUUGUUGAUGUUGACAUAUUGAACUACUUAGAAAGCCUAAUAGCAGAAUAUUUAGGAAAGUUGACUUCUUUGUUUAAGGAUUGCGUGAAACCGAAGCAUCAUCUUCUCCCCCACUAUCCUAGAGUAUCAAAGCGUUUUGGUCCUAUAUGGCAUCUGUCAACUUUAAGAUGCGAAAGUAAAAACCGAAUUUCAAAAUUGGCCGCUCAUGCUUCACGUAAUAGACAAAAUAUUACUAAGACUUUAGCUAUUAAAUCUCAGUUGCAGGCUUCUGACAGAUUUUUGCGUAAUGAAAAUUUGGAAUUGAAACUUUAUGAAUAUCAGACUUCAGAAACUCUAAAAGUAACAGACUUGCCAAACAUGCAUUUGUCGCAACAUUUGUCAGAAUGCAGUAUUAAUGAUACCUGGUGA